Messenger RNA from Chrysoperla carnea, 1063 nucleotides. RefSeq names its product putative deoxyribonuclease TATDN1. Bases 95 to 982 code for a protein of 295 amino acids. Gene Ontology annotation, molecular function: 3'-5'-DNA exonuclease activity. NCBI's taxonomy places the organism in Eukaryota, Metazoa, Arthropoda, Insecta, Neuroptera, Chrysopidae. The record is from RefSeq and is a predicted model, not a curated record. Gene Ontology annotation, cellular component: cytosol. The transcript is spliced from 6 exons.
AAUCAAUGGUUCAUCGUCAGUUCAGUUUAUAAUACAUAACCUAUUAAAUAAAUACGACAUCACAAUAUAAUCAAAUUAACUACACUUUUAAAUAAUGGCACGAUUUAUUGAUAUUGGAGCAAAUCUUACAGAUCCCAUGUACAUGGGUUUGUAUCAUGGUUCGAAGAAACAUGAACCUGAUUUAUUGAAUGUAUUAGCACGGGCUUGGGAUGCAGGUUUAAAAAAAAUUAUUAUCACUGGUGGUAAUUUAGAAGACAGUGAAAAGGCAUUGAAUUUGGCUAAAACAGAAGAGAAUUUAUUCAGUACUGUAGGAUGUCAUCCAACGCGCUGCCAAGAAUUUGAAACUAAUAAUACACCAGAACAAUAUUUAUCAAGUUUAGAACGUUUAAUAAAAAGUGAUGAAAAAAAAAUUGUUGCCCUAGGUGAAUGUGGUUUGGAUUAUGAUCGUUUACAUUUUUGUCCUAAGGAAGUUCAAAAAAAGUAUUUUGAAGAACAAUUAAAAUUAAGUUUAAAAUUGAAUAAACCAUUAUUUCUUCAUUGUCGUAAUUCGUCAGAUGAUUUUAUAAAAAUUAUUUCAAAAUAUGAAGGAAUUAAAGGUGUUGUACAUUCAUUUGAUGGAACAGUUUCUGAUGUUGAUGCCUACGUUCAAAAAGGAUUGUACAUUGGAUUAAAUGGAUGUUCAUUGAAAACUGAAGAGAAUUUAGAAACGAUCAAAUCAAUUCCAAUAAAUCAUUUAAUGAUAGAAACAGAUGCACCAUGGUGUGAAAUAAGACCAACACAUGCUGGAUUUAAAUAUAUCAAAACACAAUAUCCAAGUGUUAAAAAAGAAAAAUGGAAAUGUGAUGCUAUGGUCAAAGGCAGGAAUGAACCAUGUACAAUCAGACAAGUAAUAGAAAUAAUAGCAUCGGUAAGAGAAGAAAAUGUGGACACAUUAGCCAAUUGUGUUUAUGAAAAUACCAAUAAAUUAUUUUUUUACAAUUAAUUAAUUGUGUGUUUUUUGUUAAUUAAUAUAUUGUAAAAUUUGUAACAAAUUUUUAAAAUAUAUUUAUAAAUCAAAAUAAAA